Molecule: messenger RNA, 1281 nt
Organism: Serpula lacrymans var. lacrymans S7.9
Lineage: Eukaryota; Fungi; Basidiomycota; Agaricomycetes; Boletales; Serpulaceae
Exons: 5
Coding region: 1-1281 (426 amino acids)
Source: RefSeq, a predicted model, not a curated record
AUGUCUACAGAGCUCAAGUCUAUUCGCAAGAAACGAACUGCGUCGGAGGCUACUGCCCCAGCCCAGGCUCCAGACGGUGACCAUCGUAAACGUCGCCGGAACCGCACCACCCAAUCAUGUCUCAACUGUCAUACUUCAAAACGCAUGAAAGCGUCCAUGUGGGCGCUGUACACAGCUAGGCCUUGUCUUUGUGUUUAUGAAGUCGAUGACCCAAGUCAACGUACUGAGGUUCAAGACGAGAGUUCUCGCCUACGAAAACGAGUCGCCGAAUUGGAAGGUGUCAUCCGUGAGUUGAAAAACAAGCCUCAUCCUCGUUGGGUACAAUCUGGUUCCAGCCCAGGAGAGCAAUUUGAUAAAUGGCAUUCUAGAGCUCAGUCACGGCCUGCCUCAGAGGAUUCGCAUUCUGGAAAUAGGUCUCAAUCCAGUGUAUCGUCGCCUCGUUCAACAGAGCCACCACAGGAAGGGAAUGAAUCCACCAAUUGUUCCGUUGAUUCUUCAGCUUCUAAUCCACAGCAAUCGUCGUUAGCUACCCUUGCUACUUCCUAUCCUUCGUCUGUCCUUCCCCAGCUGUCUUCCGAUAACUCCACACACAGCUCGUCAUAUCCGUCUUUUUUCUCUAGAUCUUCACCAUUGAGCACGCCCUCACCGUCUACUAUGACACCAACGGACGAGUUCUCGAGAUCACAAGUCAUGAUUGCAGGAGAACAAUCCCUUCCUCGCGAUUUUGAUCUGGCAUCUAUCUUCAUGUCCUAUCCUGGAUUGAUGGGAUGUGACGGCGGCGUCUUUGGACAUGUAGAUCCUAUGAAAGACAAUCAGAUCGAAGACAUGUGUUCGAAGCAACAGCACAACCAUUCGCUCGACGGCCAUUGUGGUUGCCUGAAUGAGUCGUCAGGCUAUAGUGUUGUGUUGGAGCUCUCGCUGCGUUUACGCAAAGCUGCUGAUGUUCUCAGUCGGUCAGCUAAUCACCGCAUGGGUUCUGGUUGUUUGCUGAACCAACGGAUCGCCGAGCUAGAUGGCCUUGCUACGACAACAUUAGGGAACAUAGCUCUCCCUCCCAGCGACUUUGGCCCGUUACCGUCACAUACGCGGCCUUCCGUAAACCCUUCUGCAAAUCUGCUGCAUCCUACCGCCUCAUUCACCUCAAAUAAUUGCCGUUCGACUAUUUCUCCUCAAAGUCUACAUGGUCUGCGGUCGUGGGAUAUCAUGUCGUCUGUUUCAGAUUCUCCAUCAGCCUGCGACGAUUCUUUCAUGUCUUGGGAGCCCUCGAGGCGCCCACAAUAA